AUGUCCGUCCAUCCCGCCGUGCUCCUCCCCGCCGACGCCGGCGACGUCCCCGAAGACCUCCGCUGCGCGCUGCGCGCCGCCGCGGCGGCGGCCGCGCCGGGCGCGGACGUGCUGGGCCUCCGCGCAGCGCGGCCGUCGGGCGGCGACGUCUGGGUGCACCGGGCGAUGGUGGAGAUCCGAUGUCCCAGGAAGUUUCCAAAACUACGACCACGAGCCCCACAGACGAGCUUGUGUCGGAGAUGGUUUGCCAAUGGUGAAGGCAUGGUUUCAAUUCACCGCCUGGCCGUGUACAUACAUGAAGAAAUCAACGGUACUUUCGAGGAUAUCUUCCCUCAACUUUCUGAACGAGUUGACACCCUGGAGUACCCAAACAACGGCUCGUCGACCUUGGUGACGAUGGAGGAUGCGAUUGUGAUCGUCGAAGACAUCGGUGCCCAUGCGGAUCGCUUGAAGACCUUCCUGGCCGAUGAUGAGAGGGCGGACAAAGCCAUUGGCCCUUUCGAAGAUGAUUCAGAGGGACCUGGCUUUUCUCGUCCCCGCCAUCCAUGUCACACAGGCCGUGGUUUCGAACUUGGUGGCAAUGCUCCGAUACCUGUGGAAAGAGAUGGGUGGAAUGAAGACCUGUCAACGGAGGAGCUCAGGGCUAGAUCAGCCAGAGAAGCAGACGGGAUAUGGUUCAAACCGAGCUUGGGGAUGGGCUUUGAGGUGCACUCACGAAAUGGCACCUACAUACUGAAGCGUCGAAAGAUGGACAGAUUUCCAACCGAUCCGGUUUUCAAUGUUUGGUACCAGACACACAUGAGUCCAGGAUGGAUGCCAUGUGCAGGACAAUGUGCAAAUGGUACACCGCCGCGUUGGUGGAAGGUGAGCGACGAAGAGCCUCGCUUCCUCAAUGAAGAGCUGAAGCGGAAGCAUUGCGUUGGUUUCUGUGCCAUGGCUCGCAGGGCAGAGACGAAGGCGAAGAAGGCCACGCAGAUGCUUUCGCUGGACGUGUCCCUGGACGCCUUGCGGCACUUCGUGGAGUACCUCUACACCGACCGCCUCGACGGCGAUUUGGCCGUGCCCCUGACGGCCGAGCUCAUGCGGCUGGCGCGCGAGCGAUGGCGGGAGGAGGGCGACUUCUUCUCGCCCGGCCAGCGGCGCCGUUCUCCGGCGCCGGAGGGGUCUCCGGAGCCGAGCGGCUCCGGAGACCCGCCCGGGCCGCGCUGCGCCAUGCAGCGGCUCUACACCCUGUGCGAAGCGCACCUCUUCUUUCGCUUAAGCAUGGAAACUGCCGUGGAGAUCUUACUGGUGUCAAUCCAGGGUAAAUCGAAAUCCCUUGAACAGAAUGUCUACAAGUGGUUCGCGCGUGAGAAGCCCGCCUUGGACAUCUCCUUCAACCGCCACCUGAUGACCGCCCUCAAGGACCAUCCCGAGGAGCUGGCGAAGGCCAUUGCCGCGGCGGCAGGGAACGACCACCUCAGCAGCGAAGCGUCGAGGGCGGAGGAUGUUGUGAAGGCCUUGCCUCCUCCGCGUCUGAAGUUCGAUCUCCUGGAGCUCCUGGCGUCGCCGGGCGACUGUCGCCUCGUGGCCGAGCAGCUCGACGUCUCGGCGCAUCGCUUCAUGUUGGCCGCGCGGUCCAGGUACUUUGCGUCCAUGCUGGCGAGCCCCAUGCGUGAAGCGCGGACGGGUGAACUGCCAGUGCAAACGGUGCCCACGCCCAGCAAGAAGAGUAUCCAGGCCCUCUUAGAGUUCCUCUACACCGGGAGCCUGACGGCAUCCAUCGAGUCGCUCCGCCCCGCGGACUUCAUGGAUUUGCUCAUGGUGCUAGAUGAGGGUGGUGGUGAAAACUAUUUGCAAUUGGCGCCCGAGACUUACACUUCCCUUCGUCGCAAGGUGGAAGGCCUGGUGGUGGCCAAGGUGGAUUCGAAGAAUAUGUGGAUGAUCCUGCGAAGAGCCAAACUGCUGAAGAACCCGGACAUCUCCGCCCAUGCGCUGAAAAAGGUGGUGAAGAAAACCGACUUUGAGGAUGCAGAGAGCUUUCAGCAGUGGUGCCAAGGGCGAGAUCAAGGUCUUGUUUGGUCCGAGCAGCUGGAAGUGCAACUACUUCAAGAUGUCCUGAAACAGAAGUGUAAGCAGCAGCAGAAACUCAAGCAGAAGCUUCAGAAGAGGGUGGAGGCUUGGACCCUGCAGGUGGAGAAGCCCUUCCCGGAAUCUUCGGGGGUCUACAACUGCCGAGGGCGACGGUACCUCCUGAGAUCCGACACCGCGGUGGGUUCGGCGUGUGCGAACGAGAUCGGCUCCAUUUCGGCCAUCUUCGAGGAGGAAGUGCGCGCCACUCGGGGGCACGAGCCGUUCAGGGUCGGCUUUGCGCACCUGAUAGAUGUGAUCUAUCCUUAG
This is a messenger RNA of Durusdinium trenchii, 2379 nucleotides long. Lineage: Eukaryota; Dinophyceae; Suessiales; Symbiodiniaceae. The record is from the annotation of a GenBank genome assembly.